CCGCCGGUGCCCGUGGCUGCCUGGCGCUGGCGGAGCGCUGCCGCCGCCCGGUCCCGCGCCCGCCGCCGCCGCCGGUUGCUCCCGGUGCGGCUGCGGGUCCCGCUGCGGCUGCGGCUGCCGGAGGUGACACCCCCCUCAUUUGCCACCGGUGACGUGCCGGGCGGCGGGGACAGCCGUGGAGCCGCCGAGGACGUAGGCUGAGCGGCGGGACACGAGGAGGAAGAGGAGGAGGGGGUGUCUUGGGGACGGCACCUUGGCUGUGUGUCCCCAGCAUCGUCUGCAGCCACCAGCCACCCUUGAGCCAACGCAGCCCGGGGGGGGGGUCCCGGUGGCUUUUUGGAGCCUGAGCCCUGCCAGCACCGCGGAGAGGAGGAAGGGCCGAGGAAGACGUGCCGGGUGAUGGACGGCCCCAGCCCGGCGCGGUGGCCCCAGGGGAGCGGGACCGGGCGGCUCGGGGACCUUGGGGACCUGGCUGGCAGCGCCCGCCUCUGCAGGGCCCCGCAGCGUUUGCUCUGCUGAGCUCCAGAGCCCGCAGCCGGUGGGAGCCGGGAGGAGGAUUCGGAAGGGCUCCGGGUGAGCCCCGCAUCCCCGUGCCGGGGCAUGGCACGGGGCUGAGCCGCCGUUCCCCCGGCAUGGCGCGACAAGGCUCGGGGGCCAUGCUGGCCUCCGGUGGCCUGGGCUUCCCCCCCCAAAACCUGGCCCGUGUCGUGGUGUGGGAGUGGCUGAACGAGCACGGGCGCUGGCGGCCCUACUCGGCUGCCGUCUGCCACCACAUCGAGAACGUGCUGAAGGAGGACGCCCGUGGCAGCGUAGUGCUGGGCCAGGUCGACGUCCAGCUGGCGCCCUACGUCAUCGACCUCCAGUCCAUGCACCAGUUCCGGCAGGACACGGGGACCAUGCGCCCCGUACGGAGGAACUUCUACGACCCGUCCUCGGCCCCGGGGAAGGGCAUCGUGUGGGAGUGGGAGAACGACAACAGCUCCUGGACGCCCUACGACAUGGACAUCUGCAUCACCAUCCAGAACGCCUACGAGAAGCAGCACCCCUGGCUGGACCUCUCCUCCCUGGGCUUCUGCUACCUCAUCUACUUCAGCAGCAUGUCCCAAAUGAACCGGCAAACCCAACGCAAGCGCCGGCUCCGGCGUCGCAUGGACCUGGCGUAUCCCCUCACCAUGGGCUCUAUCCCCAAGUCGCAGUCGUGGCCGGUGGGCGCCAGCACGGGGACACCCUGCUCCUGCCCGCAGUGCCUGCUGGUCAACAGCACCCGCGCCGCCUCCAACGCCAUCCUGGCUUCCCAACGCCGCAAGCUCUACCCGGGUGCCGUCCGCCAGAGCAGCACCUUUGCCGGGGCGGCUCUAUGGCCGGCGGGGACGGGGACGGCGGCGGUAGCGGGUGGCACGGCCAAGGGCGAGGGGUUGCGGGUGCCCGGCGGGGCGUUUGCCCCCAACCAGAACGUGCCCGGCGGGGUGCCGCUGCCCGGGCUCAACAACCUCAACCAGCCCGGCACGCAGCGGGGGGCCGGACUCGGUGCCCGUGCCACCGUCCCCCCGGGGGUGCCAGCCCUCCCAGUCAAGAACCUGAACGGCACCGGCCCCGUCCAUCCUGCCCUCGCAGGGAUGACGGGCAUCCUCAUGUGUGCCGCCGGGCUGCCCGUCUGCCUGACCCGUGCCCCCAAACCCAUCCUGCACCCGCCGCCCGUCAGCAAGAGUGACAUCAAACCCGUGCCCGGCGUCAACGGCAUCUGCAGGAAAACCAAAAAGAAGCAUCUCAAAAAGAGCAAGACCCCCGAGGACGUGGUGCGCCGCUACAUCCAGAAGGUGAAGAACCCCCCGGACGAGGAUUGCACCAUCUGCAUGGAGCGGCUGGUCACCUCCUCCGGCUAUGAAGGUGUCCUCAGCCACAGGGGCAUCAAGCCGGAGCUGGUGGGCAAGCUGGGCAAGUGCGGGCACAUGUACCACCUCCUCUGUCUCCUGGCCAUGUACAACAACGGCAACAAGGACGGCAGCCUGCAGUGCCCCACCUGUAAGGCCAUUUACGGGGAGAAAACGGGCACGCAGCCCCCCGGGAAGAUGGAGUUCCACCUCAUCCCCCACUCCCUCCCGGGUUACACCGACUCCAAAACCAUCCGGAUCGUCUACGACAUCCCCACCGGCAUCCAGGGCCCAGAGCACCCCAAUCCCGGCAAGAAGUUCACGGCACGCGGCUUCCCACGGCACUGCUACCUGCCCGACAACGAGAAGGGCAGGAAGGUGCUUAAGCUGUUGAUCGUGGCCUGGGACCGGCGGCUCAUCUUCACCAUCGGCACCUCCAACACCACGGGGGAGUCGGACACGGUGGUGUGGAACGAGAUCCACCACAAGACCGAGUUCGGCUCCAACCUGACGGGCCACGGCUACCCCGACCCCAACUACCUGGACAACGUCCUGGCCGAGCUGCUGGCCCAGGGCGUCUCUGAGGCCACCCUGAAGGACUGAGGCAAGGGUGAGGGGCUUCCCACCGCCCCCUCGCCCCCGCGUCCCUGCCCGUGCCGCCGCCGCCGCCCGCGCCGCUUCGCUGCCGCCGCCGCCGCAGCCCUGCCGGGUGGGCUCGUCCCCCAUCCUGGGCCAGCCGGUGCCACCCGCCACGCAUCCCAGUGUCGUUCCCCCCGGUGUCCCCAUCCCGGUUUGCCCCGCUCCCGUGGCGAUAGCAUCGUGGGCUGGUGCUUUUCUUUUUCUAACCGUGGCCUCUUCGCGCGUCAGCCGCCGCGUGCCACCCGCGCCACCCGUGCCACCCGCCGCCACCCCACGGAGCCGCGUACAGCCGGUGCCAUGUGUACAUCUCCGUGUUACAGAAUACACCCCGUGCCGGGACACCG
Molecule: messenger RNA, 2854 nt
Organism: Harpia harpyja (harpy eagle)
Lineage: Eukaryota; Metazoa; Chordata; Aves; Accipitriformes; Accipitridae
Gene: DTX1
Product: deltex E3 ubiquitin ligase 1
Biological process (GO): protein ubiquitination; Notch signaling pathway
Cellular component (GO): nucleoplasm
Molecular function (GO): ubiquitin protein ligase activity; zinc ion binding
Source: RefSeq, a predicted model, not a curated record